GCCACUGCUCCUUACCGUAGUGGAGCGCGUAAGCUUUGAAGCCUUGUUGAGUGUUGACAACGGCCGAGUCGCCGAUUUCUCUGCCCGACCUCCAUUGAAUUUCGAAUCACGUAAAGCUUCAUUCACAUUCAUAUAAACACAGCGGAAGAAGCUUCGUGAUUCUUCACGAACCUCGCAUUCAAAAACCUGUAUUGAUUAAAUAAUUGAAGAAUUCCCUUGCAUUCCCCACAAAAUCCAAAGAGUUUCAUAGAAGAGAGAGAUAUGGGGGUGGACUACUACAACAUGCUGAAGGUAAGCCGGAACGCGAGCGAGGAGGACCUGAAGAAGGCGUAUAAAAGGUUGGCGAUGAAGUGGCACCCGGACAAGAACCCGGCCAACAAGAAGGAGAGUGAGGCUAAGUUCAAGCAGAUAUCCGAGGCUUACGACGUCCUCAGUGACUCUCAGAAGCGCCAGAUCUACGACGUCUACGGCGAGGAAGGUCUUCAAGCUGCCGAGUUUGCCAGCCCUAACUCCACCGGUGGGCCCUUCCCUGCUGGUAACUCGGGCUUCCGGUACAAUCCCCGCGAUGCUGAUGAGAUUUUCGUGGAAUUUUUUAGCGGAUCCGGCGGGGAUAGGUUAAGGAGCGGGAAUGGGGAGGAAGUAAGGAGGAGCCAGGUAAAGAAGAAGGCGAAUCCAAAAGCGGCUGCGAUCGAGAGCAAGUUGGCGUGUACCUUGGAGGAGCUUUACACGGGUUGUCGUAAGAAGAUGAGAAUUGCGCGCUCUGUUCCUGAUGAGUUUGGUAGGCCUAAGACUGUUGAAGAAAUCCUAAAAAUAGAUAUCAAACCUGGUUGGAAGAAGGGCACGAAAAUUACUUUUCCUGAGAAAGGAAAUCAAGAACCUGGCGUUACUCCAGCUGAUCUAAUUUUUGUGGUGGAUGAGAAACCUCAUGCUAUUUUCAAGAGAAAUGGAAAUGAUCUGGUGGUCACUCAGAAAAUAUCAUUAUUGGAGGCUCUUGCUGGGGUAACUCGUAAUCUGACAACCUUGGAUGGACGGAAUCUUGCAAUCUCAUUGACUGAUAUUGUAAAACCCGGCCAUGUGAUGGUGAUCCCAAAUGAAGGAAUGCCCAACUCAAAGGAACCAAGCAAGAAAGGAAACAUUGUAAUUAAGUUUGACGUCAAGUUCCCGUCAAGGCUCACCGAAGAACAGAAAUCUGACUUGAGGAGAGCUCUUGGUGGAGCUGAUAACUAGUUCUGUUGAAAGGCCUAGGGUUAUAACCAUCCAGGAACUCUGAUUGAUAUUGCUAGGUCAGUUAAAUGUAAAUAUACGGGCUUCACUAAUAAAGAAAAAAAGAAAGAAAGAAAGGAGGAUUGUGCAUGGUAGGAAGGAGGUUUGAAGGGAUGCGAUUUUUUGUUGGUAGCACAAAGUAGCAUAGGAAAAAGCAGCAUCCUCAGCUACUGCCUUGCCUGUCACUAGAUGACUUUGGGUUAUCUAAUUUAAAAUUUGUGUGUUAGGAAUGUAAAGAUUGUGGUUUUAAUGUGCCAUUGCAAGAAAACAUUUUAAAUGA
Carya illinoinensis is the source of this 1543-nucleotide messenger RNA. RefSeq names its product dnaJ homolog subfamily B member 4-like. The record is from RefSeq and is a predicted model, not a curated record. Gene Ontology annotation, cellular component: cytosol. The transcript is spliced from 2 exons. Lineage: Eukaryota; Viridiplantae; Streptophyta; Magnoliopsida; Fagales; Juglandaceae. Bases 262 to 1227 code for a protein of 321 amino acids. Gene Ontology annotation, molecular function: protein-folding chaperone binding.